Dipodomys ordii (Ord's kangaroo rat) is the source of this 2641-nucleotide messenger RNA. RefSeq names its product oxysterol binding protein-like 3 (gene Osbpl3). The transcript has 19 exons. Gene Ontology annotation, molecular function: cholesterol binding. The coding region runs from base 1 to 2370 and encodes 789 amino acids. Lineage: Eukaryota; Metazoa; Chordata; Mammalia; Rodentia; Heteromyidae. Gene Ontology annotation, cellular component: perinuclear endoplasmic reticulum; intracellular membrane-bounded organelle; cytosol. The record is from RefSeq and is a predicted model, not a curated record.
AUGAGUGAUGAAAAGAACCUUGGAGUGUCCCAAAAAUUGGUCUCCCCUUCCAGGAGCACGAGCAGCUGCUCCUCCAAGCAGGGAAGCCGACAGGUGAAGUCAGAAGAAGUCUUUGAUGAGUGGGUGUCCAAACUCCGUCAUCAUAGAAUGUACCGUCAGAAUGAGAUCGCCAUGUUCCCACGAGAUGUCAAUCACUUUUUCCCUGGGUCCACUGUCCCAGACUCGACAUCAGGGGUGUUUGACUCCAUUUCCAGCAGGAAGCGUAGCAGUAUAUCAAAGCAGAACUCAUUUCAAACUGGAAGCAAUUUAUCAUUUUCUUGUGGUGAGACACGAAUUCCAUUCUGGCUCCAGACUUCAGAGGACAUGGAGAAAUGCUCAAAAGACUUGGCACACUGCCACACAUACCUGGUGGAAAUGAGCCAGCUCCUGCAGAGCAUGGAUGUCCUGCAUCGGACAUACUCAGCGCCAGCCAUCAACGCCAUCCAGGGUGGAGCUUUUGAAAGUCCCAAAAAGGAAAAGCGAUCGCAUAGAAGGUGGCGGUCCAGAGCUAUUGGCAAAGAUGCUAAAGGAACACUGCAGGUCCCUAAACCUUUUUCUGGUCCAGUCAGACUCCACUCCUCCAACCCUAAUUUAUCAACACUUGAUUUCGGAGAAGAGAAAAAUUAUUCUGAUGGUUCUGAAACCUCAUCAGAGUUUUCAAAAAUGCAAGAAGAUCUGUGUCACAUUGCUCAUAAAGUUUACUUCGCCUUAAGGUCAGCUUUUAAUAGCAUAUCAACGGAGAGAGAAAGACUGAAGCAGCUGAUGGAGCAGGACGCCUCCUCCUCCCCUUCUGCUCAGGUCAUUGGUCUGAAGCACACACUGUCAUCUGCACUAGCACAAAACACAGAUCUUAAAGAACGCUUACGCAGAAUCCAUGCUGAAUCUCUGCUCCUCGACCCGCCCGCUGUUCCCAAGUUGGGUGACAAUCUGGCAGAGGAAAACUCCAGAGAUGAAAACCGCGCCCUGGUUCACCAGCUUUCCAAUGAGAGCAGGCUCUCCAUCACUGACUCCCUUUCAGAGUUUUUUGAUGCGCAAGAAGUCUUAUUAUCUCCAAGCUCUUCAGAGAAUGAGAUUUCUGAUGAUGAUUCAUAUGUCAGUGAUAUAAGUGACAAUCUCUCCUUAGACAAUCUCAGUAAUGAUUUGGAUAAUGAAAGACAGACCUUAGGACCUAUUCUUGAGAGUGAGGAAGCAAGGUCCAAAAGAAGAACAUGUUUGCCUGCACCAGGCCCCAACACCAGCAACAUCAGCCUGUGGAACAUUCUGAGAAACAACAUAGGCAAGGACUUGUCCAAAGUGGCCAUGCCGGUGGAGCUGAACGAGCCCCUAAACACACUACAGAGGCUCUGCGAGGAGCUGGAGUACAGUGAGCUGCUGGACAAGGCUGCCCAGAUUCCCAGCCCCUUGGAAAGAAUGGUAUACGUAGCAGCCUUUGCCAUCUCUGCCUAUGCAUCUAGCUACUUCCGAGCUGGGAGCAAGCCGUUUAAUCCUGUCCUUGGAGAGACAUAUGAAUGUAUUCGAGAGGACAAGGGCUUCCAGUUUUUCUCAGAACAGGUCAGUCACCAUCCACCUAUCUCAGCCUGCCAUGCUGAGUCUGGAAAUUUCGUUUUCUGGCAAGAUAUGAGAUGGAAAAAUAAAUUCUGGGGCAAAUCCAUGGAAAUUGUCCCAAUUGGCACAACCCAUGUGACUCUACCAGCUUUCGGAGAUCAUUUUGAGUGGAACAAAGUGACCUCUUGCAUCCACAAUAUCUUAAGUGGUCAGAGGUGGAUUGAGCACUAUGGAGAGAUUGUCAUCAAGAACCUAAGUGACGACUCCUGCCACUGCAAAGUGAACUUCAUAAAGGCAAAAUACUGGAGCACUAAUGCCCACGAGAUUGAAGGCACAGUCUUCGACAGGAGUGGAAAGGCCGUGCACCGGCUGUUUGGGAAAUGGCAUGAAAGCAUCUACUGUGGAGGCUCCUCAUCCUCCAUAUGCGUCUGGAGAGCCAAUCCCAUGCCCAAAGGCUAUGAGCAAUAUUAUGGCUUCACACAGUUUGCUCUAGAGUUAAAUGAAAUGGAUCCAUCGUCAAAGUCUUUGUUACCACCGACAGACACUCGAUUUAGACCAGAUCAAAGGUUUCUAGAAGAAGGGAACAUAGAGGAAGCUGAAACACAGAAGCAGAGGAUUGAACAGCUCCAGAGAGAGAGGCGGCGGGUCCUAGAAGAAAACAACAUGGAGCACCAGCCUCGGUUUUUCAGGAAAUCUGAUGACGACUCUUGGGUAAGCAACGGCACCUAUUUGGAACUUAGAAAAGAUCUUGGUUUUUCCAAACUGGAUCAUCCUGUCUUGUGGUGAAAACGUUAAGAAGAAAGUUAUGUUAGUGUCUUCUGCAUUUGCUUCUGAAGCAGCUCAAACCUGUGUCUGUAUAUUUAAAAGAUAGUAUCUAGAAUGAUCACGUAUGCUUUAGCUUGGCAUAGUAAGUAUUUACCUAUGUAUUUUCUUCACUAGUUUUCUGUACAUUGUCAAAUGGUGUCAUGAUUCCAUGAUUGUUUAUAUGAAUGUAGAACACCUUGGUAUUUCUUUUUAUAUAUAAACUAUUUAAUAAAAAUUUAAGAUUGAAUAUUCA